Messenger RNA from Cladophialophora bantiana CBS 173.52, 3180 nucleotides. RefSeq lists its product as uncharacterized. The record is from RefSeq and is a predicted model, not a curated record. Gene Ontology annotation, cellular component: cytoplasm; XPC complex; nucleotide-excision repair factor 2 complex. The transcript has a single exon. Gene Ontology annotation, molecular function: damaged DNA binding; single-stranded DNA binding. Gene Ontology annotation, biological process: mismatch repair; nucleotide-excision repair. The coding region runs from base 1 to 3180 and encodes 1059 amino acids. NCBI's taxonomy places the organism in Eukaryota, Fungi, Ascomycota, Eurotiomycetes, Chaetothyriales, Herpotrichiellaceae.
AUGCCGCGCAGGACGAGUCAGCGCGGGGGAAAAGCGACAAGGGCAACGCGACAGUCAACCCGUCAGCGAAGAAAGCCCGAAGAUGAUAUUCCAGAAGUUUAUCGCGACAUGCUCGCCGAAGUCGCCGCCGAGCAACAAGCUUCUGCUUCUACCUCGCGAGCCCCGAAGCGCCGGAAGAUAAGCGAGGAACCAUCCACCAAGAUCGAGCUCGAUUUUGAUCUAUUUGGCUCCUCAAUAGACGCCAAAGAUGCCGAUGACGCGGCGCCAACGCUACAACAGGUCGUCUUUGAUGACUUCGAGGCCUCGGAUGAAUCCGAUGCUGAGUUCGAAGACGUAGAUCUCGAACCAGCCACGGGCGAAGUUGUUGAAAACGGACAACUCGAGCAGAACACCCUCGAACUCGACUUGUCCAGCACAAGUACGUCAAGGCGUGCCGUUCAACGACGCAAGCCUGUUGGCCUAGCAGAACGCAAGCUUCGUCUAGAUGUGCACAAAGCACAUGUCAUUUUCUUGCUGGCUCACCUCGCCUGCCGUAAUCGAUGGUGCAACAGCGAGUCAGUACAUUCCGUCUUGAAGCCUUUCGUAUCUCGUAAGGUGAUCUCAUUGCUUCAUGUCGACGAGUCUAAACCUCAAUAUCAAAGAUCACACUCUUUCAACAAGGGCAUUGAGGAAAUCUGCGCCUUGUGGAGGGAGCAAUGGAAAAUUACUGCACGAGGGAUGAGACGUGCUCAUUGGAGAGAAGAUGUCGACGCGGUCAAGGAGAGCGACGAUGCUGAGGAUUUGAUCGACUUCGACGACUUCAAAGCCGCAGCGGUUUCUCGCUCUGGCUCGAGAGAUCUGGGAGCUCAACUAUUCUGCGCACUACUCCGCUCAGUUGCCGUAGAUGCCCGGUUGGUAUGCUCUCUUCAAGUAUUACCGUUUUCUGGAGUUGCCAAGGGGCAAACUCCCGAAAAGCUCAAACCCCAGUAUCUUUAUGCGCCCGCUCAGAAUUAUGGUUCAGCCUCUCGAGACACGAAGACCACUACUGGGCCAGAACGAGCUCCGAACCCCAAGAAAAAAAGGAUUGUCGAAUCUCCCUUCCCAAUAUUUUGGGUCGAAGUAUUUUCCCCUUCUGUGCAGACAUGGAUCCCGCUGGACCCUCUCGUGCGCAACACAAUCAACAAACCGAAGACGGGCUUCGAACCUCCUGCGUCUGAUCAACUAAACAGCAUGACUUAUGUGAUUGCAUUUGAUGAUGACGAUUCGGCAAAAGAUGUGACAAGGCGCUACACUCAAUGGUACAACGCAAAGACACGUACGCAACGGGUGGAAAGUACCAAGGGCGGCGAGAAAUGGUGGGAGGUGACAAUGGACCAUUUUCGGAAACCCUUCAGCGAGAUUAGAGACGAGAUAGAGGACGCGAGCCUCCUCAAGCGCGCCGAGAGCGAACCCAUGCCCAAAAACAUUCAAGAUUUUAAGGGACAUCCUAUAUAUGUUCUGGAGCGGCAUUUGCGCAUGAAUGAGGUCAUUCAUCCUCGACAUGAGGUGGGCAAAGUGAGUUCUGGAGCCAUGAAAAGUGCGAAGCUUGAGGGUGUGUUCCGCAAACGAGAUGUCCAUGUAUGUCGCACUGCGGAGGCGUGGUACCGGAGGGGUCGUGAUGUAAAUGAAGGAGAGCAACCCCUGAAGCGAGUGGUUCUUAAGCGACAGCGGAAUCAGAACGCUCCAGCUGCCGAGGACCUCGACAACGAAGAGGAGGCUCAUGAAGGGGUGGCUCUUUAUGCGGAGUAUCAGACCAGUCUGUACGAACCGCCACCUGUCGUCGAUGACAAGAUCCCCCGAAAUGCGUAUGGAAACCUCGAUGUCUACGUCCCGUCGAUGAUACCAGCUGGUGCAGUCCACAUUCGACAUCCGCUCGCAUCUGCAGCCGCUCGCGUCCUCAGCAUUGAUUACGCAGAUGCUGUAACAGGAUUUCAGUUCAGAGGCCGCCAGGGCACGGCCAUUAUUGAUGGUGUGGUCGUAAGCAUGCAUAUGACGAAUGCUAUGAUCAAUGUCAUUGAAGGUCUCGAAGCUCAGGCGGCGGAAGAGGUGCUCGAAGCGAGAACCAGAGUCAUCCUGGCGACAUGGAAAAGAUGGCUUACUGCUUUGCGCGUGCGCGAGCAUGUACAUCGGCAUUACGGCCAUCAGACAAAUGGCGCCAAGGCUAAAGAUGCCAAUGCAGAACGAGACACAGCCUACCAACAAGAGGAAGAUGGUGGGGGAUUCAUGCUUGACCAGGCAGAUCUCGAUCAAAGUGAGAACGAAGCUGCCGGCACUGUCCCUUCGGCAUCGCCAAACCCGAAACCUCUGAACCAGCUUCUUCCUGCGGAAGUUGUGCACCAAGAUGUGAUUGUCGUAAGGUCUCCGAAUAAACUCGCACAGCCGCCCUCCAAUCUAUUGCUCCCUCAGGACCAAGUCGCAGUGGCACCAACAAAUGAGGUCAAAAGUGGAUGUUUCCUCCUUGAAGCGGAUAACGCUGGCGGAGGCUUCAUUGCCCAAGAAGAGAUGGACCCGGACUCUUCCACAAGCCGCAAGCACGAACACGCCGCGGUCAUGCAUGGCAUGCUCGCGAACGAUGAAGGUGGUGGUGGUUUCAUUCCUGAAGAAGACAAUGGAGGCGGCUUCCUGCCCGAUGAUGAAAACGAAGACAACGAACCAUCCCAUCCGCAGGCAAGUACGGCCGGCUUCAUCAAGAAGGAAGAUGUCACCCUUCCCGAGACAGAGCACGCGUCACUCGAGCAGAGACUGAAGAAUGCUUCUGCCGCUGCGGAAAAUGCGACCGCCGCCGGCGGAGAUAGCACUGCCAAGCCCCCGAACGGAAUAACAGGAGGGGAGACAAGAGAGGAGGACCCAGCACCCUCAACACAUAUUCCUGAUGCGGACAAUCUAGCGUCGAGUGAUCAGCCACUACCGGCGAACGCCACGGUCGAGCCGCAGCAGCCGACUUUUGGGAAUGGGGUUUCCACAGCUGGUCAAGCCGGCGAAGGAGAAAAAGAAGACGAAGUAAAAAAUGGUCCUCCAGGGCUCCAGAGUCCCGGUUCUGGUUCUGGUUCUGGUUCUGGUUCUGGUUCAGUUUCUGUAGCGGGCUCUCUCCUCUCACACGAUCCUGAAGACGACGACGCCGAGCCCGAGUGGUUACUGGCCAGCCUGGGAGAGAUUGACUAG